GAUAUUUCAACUAGAACUGGUAAUCUUCCUCCACCACGUCCUGUUACUGUUACAUUAGAAAUUGUGUCAUAUAUUGGUGUGUGUCUCUCACUAUUAGGACUAGUACUAACAAUACUAACAUUACUGAUAUUCAAGUCAUUAAGACAGAGAGAUGCUAGCAAGUUUCACAUUCAACUCUGUCUCUCAUUGAUUUUCAUGUUAAUAGUAUUUGUUGCUGGUAUUGAUAGAGUAUCAGUGAGAGCUGGUUGUAUAACAGUUGGUGUUCUCAUUCAUUACUUUGCUCUUGUAUCAUGGAUGUGGAUGGGAGCUGAGGCUGUACUAAUGUUCCAGAAACUAGUCAUUGUAUUCACAAAUUUAACAUGGAAAUAUUUUCUGAUUGUCUCUAUAAUAUGCUGGGGCCUUCCAUUGCCGCCUGUUGCAAUAGUGCUAUCAGUAGAUGUGGAUCAUUAUAUUACAUUUUAUGAACACACUGAAGAAGGAUUUUGCUUUCUGGGACAAUUAAACAUAUUCCUAACAGCUUUUUUUGUUCCUGUUAUGAUCAUCCUUAUACUUAAUUCCAUCAUUUACAUACUUGUUCUUUGUCUUCUUAUUUUACAUACUCUGAAGAAAAACAAACGGCUACAAAAAUCAACAAUGAAACUAUCACAAGCAAUCAAAAUGUUACUCUCUUUCACUGGAAUAAUGCUCCUCUUUGGUUUGACAUGGAUAUUUGCUGUGUUCACAUUUAUCUCUGAGCCUGGAGUCUCUUAUACUGUGCAGUUCUUCUUUGCUUUCUUCAAUGCUUUUCAAGGGUUCUUCAUUUUUGUGUUUUUCAUCGUGUUAAGCAGCGAUUCAAGAGCAGCAUGGAAAUCCCUUUUGUAUCGAUGCAUGAUGAACAAUGAGCAACAAACAUCAAAAUAUAACCUGUCUUCUUUGAAUAGCAAAAAGAAGAGGUUUCCUAACUCUAAUACUCAUUCUUCAUCAGAGACUGGUAAUGAAAGGUUUCUUCCUUCUCUGUCUAAAGAAGACAAUGUGUCAGCUAGUCUUGCUAGUCAAGAGAAAAAGAGUGAUGAUUUGGAUUUGGUACAACUCAAAGGAACUCACGAAAAAUCUGAUUCGACUUCUACACAUGAAUGCUCCUCACUUUGA
Molecule: messenger RNA, 1128 nt
Organism: Amphimedon queenslandica
Lineage: Eukaryota; Metazoa; Porifera; Demospongiae; Haplosclerida; Niphatidae
Product: adhesion G-protein coupled receptor G2-like
Exons: 4
Biological process (GO): G protein-coupled receptor signaling pathway; cell surface receptor signaling pathway
Cellular component (GO): membrane
Molecular function (GO): G protein-coupled receptor activity
Source: RefSeq, a predicted model, not a curated record